AUGAUAAAUACCAUAAUAAAACAUUCAUUAAUACGUUAUUAUUCUAUUCGUAAUACAAUAUCAAAACGAUAUUUAUCAAGUGAUUCUAGUGAUAUAUUUAAAUUACAAGAACGUGGAUAUUUCUGUGAUAAUCUAAGUGAAACUGAUGAUCAUCUUAGAAAACUUGUUACAUCAAAAAAACAAACAAUCUAUUGUGGAUUUGAUCCAACAGCAAAAUCAUUACAUAUUGGUAAUUUAGUUGGUCUAAUUGGAUUACUUCAUUGGCAACGAGCCGGUCAUCAACCUAUUGCACUCUUAGGCAGUGCCACAGUACUAAUUGGUGAUCCAUCCGGACGAUUACAAGAACGUAAACAAAAUUUAAGUAAUGAAGAUAUUGUAUUGAAUACAGAGAAUAUUGAAGGUUUAAUACGAUUGAUCUUUCAAAAUCAUGAAAAAUAUUUUUGGAAAGAUCAACAGAAAAAAUUAUUACCAUUAACGGUAGUUAAUAAUUUAUCAUUUUAUGAAAAUAUGAAUACAAUUACAUUUGUUGCAACAUAUGGUCCACAUUUUCGAAUGAAUCAAUUACUUUCACGUAAAGUUAUUAAAACUCGUAUUGAAACAUCUCAUGAUGGAUUAGGAUAUAAUGAAUUUAGUUAUCAACUUUAUCAAGCUUAUGAUUGGUAUUGUUUAUUUAAACAAUAUGGUUGUCAUUUUCAGCUUGGUGGUGUUGAUCAAAUAGGUAAUAUGCGAACUGGUCAUGAUUUUAUUUCUCGUAUGACAAAUUUUGAAGAAGAUAGUUAUGGUGUAACUGUACCAUUAAUAACAAAUGAAAGUGGUGAAAAAUUAGGUAAAAGUGUUGGAAAUGCUUUAUGGCUUGAUGAAAAUCUUUCUACACCUUAUGAAUGUUAUCAAUAUUUUCGUAAUACACCUGAUUCAAAAGUAGAAGAAUAUUUAAAAAUAUUUACAUUUCUUCCAUUAAAUGAAAUUCAACAACUUAUGGAAAUACAUCGAACAAAACCUCAUGAAUAUGCUGCUCAAAUUAAAUUAGCUAAACAAAUAACAUUACUAGUUCAUGGAGAAAAAGGACUUGAAUCAGCUAUACGUAGUACUCAAGCAAUGUUUGCUCAAAAUAUUGAUUUACUUCAUAAUCUAACUGAAAAAGAAAUCGAUGGUUUAUCUGUUAGUGUACCAACAAUUCAAAUGUCACUUAAUCCAGAACUUACAUUACUCGAUGUAUGUAUGUCUGCUAAAUGUUUUUCAAAUAAAUUAGUUGCACUUAAAGUCAUUAAUGAUGGUGGUGUUUAUGUUAAUCAUAAAAAAUUAUCAAAUCCUCAUGCUAUACUCGUUUUUGGUAUUCAUAUAUUACCAAAUAAGAUUACUGUAUUACGUGUUGGAAAGAAAAAUUACUACAUGAUUCGAUGGACACAUAUGGAUAUUUCAUUACGUCAAGAAGUUUAG
This is a messenger RNA of Rotaria sordida, 1437 nucleotides long. The record is from the annotation of a GenBank genome assembly. Lineage: Eukaryota; Metazoa; Rotifera; Eurotatoria; Philodinida; Philodinidae.